CCCAACUUACACUACGCCAGCUGAACGAACAUCUCCAAAAAUUAAGGAAAUGAUGUAUCGAUCUCUUCUGUUGGAGUCAGUCCUCCCUUACGAAACUCGUCUCACCAUCAGACCUUCAUCCACCCUGGAACCACACAUCCCUAGCACGGCAUACCGUUCACCAACAUCCGUCCUUCGUUACUUCUAUCCAGGUAGAGUUAUUGCUGCGAAAUCAUCCACCUUUUUUACUCUCCGUGGCAGCAGUCUCCGCUCCACGCAAGAAGAAGAAAACAAGCCGGGAGGGACACCGAGCCACCGACAACUUUUCACCAACCCCGUUGGUAGCGUAGUAAAAGUACCAAAAUCUCUUGCCCCUGGUUCAUGGAACAGGAUAGGUAGUACGUAUUCCGAUCUCUCACCCCUGCCCACUAAGAGAAGGACUAUAUACCGGUCUCAGUAUGAUCUGGAUUCUUCCCUCCCCCUCCCUCCUCCCCUCCUCUACCCACUCGAUGUCGAUGUCAAUACCACCGCGACUGCUGCGGCUGCUCUACAUACUCGAGGAAGGGGUGUGUUCUUAACCCAACCCGGAAAUACCCAUCGCAUCCAUCCAUGACCCCCAUGCGAACGUUUAUCAUCAGGAAAACAUUAAUUAAUUAGUUACCAACCACCAUCCAUCAAGUAAAUGACCUAAAUUGAUCACACCUUUCGCUGGUGCAUUAGAUGCUGCGAUCGUCGUCGCUUUCUGAGAUGCUGACCGCGUCUGUGGUGGGCACCUUUUUCCCAUUCCUGCUCAGAUGAAUUGGACUCAGCCGGUGGUUGACUAUCAGCUGGCUGCUUGCUGGCUUGGAGUCAAAAAGUAGUUAGUCCUGGACACGCUGGCUGUUGAACGCUUACCAGUCAGUGCCUUGGUCUCUUUCUUUCCACGCUUGUUCGAUUCUAGACCAUGUGCUCGG
Messenger RNA from Aspergillus costaricaensis CBS 115574, 932 nucleotides. RefSeq lists its product as uncharacterized. The coding region runs from base 50 to 592 and encodes 180 amino acids. The record is from RefSeq and is a predicted model, not a curated record. The transcript has a single exon. NCBI's taxonomy places the organism in Eukaryota, Fungi, Ascomycota, Eurotiomycetes, Eurotiales, Aspergillaceae.